CUCUUCACGCUGGGUUUACCAGUGAGAGCCAAACGGAGAUUCGAAAGGUAAACAAAUUGGCGAUAUCCUAACCAUCGAUAGUAAGUGAAGUAGCCCCUAACCCUUCCUCUGUGAAUGAAAUAAGCAUUGCAGAUUACAUAGAAACUUCAUCAUCCGUGUUUGUAUCUACGUACGGGAAAGUUUCUUACGGUUGUUAGAAGGGCAGGACUGAAAUGUGAGAAUGUCAACUAAAUCUAGAGAUUUUUUGUCUUUGUCACAGUUCCUGUUGCGAUCGAAAAGUUUGACUUUAUACCGAGAUAUUUUAAGGACUAUAAAGAAAAUUCCAAAUAAAGAACAUCAGAUUGAAUUGAAACAGUGGGUUAGGAAAGAUUUUGAACAGAAUAAAAGUAUCAGAGAUGAAGAAAUUAUUAGGUACCAUUUAAGCAGAGGAAGAGCUUUUCAUGAGGAACUCAUAACCUCAUUAAGUCUUGUCAAGUGAUUAUAAACUUCGUUUUCUUUUUCAUAUUACUACUCUAUUUUUACAGCAUUACUAAUGUAAAAUAUAACCAUACUAUAAUUAAAUAAAUACUUUAGAAUGAUAAAUAGUAUAUAAAAUGAUAAUUGUUUAAUAUAUUUUUUUGUUCAAAAUUGAUUGUUUGAAUAAAUAAUUUUUGGUUUUCUCGA
Messenger RNA from Argiope bruennichi, 663 nucleotides. RefSeq names its product LYR motif-containing protein 2-like. The transcript has 3 exons. The record is from RefSeq and is a predicted model, not a curated record. Lineage: Eukaryota; Metazoa; Arthropoda; Arachnida; Araneae; Araneidae. The coding region runs from base 221 to 478 and encodes 85 amino acids. Gene Ontology annotation, cellular component: mitochondrion.